AUUGCUUUUUUGGUUGCCAAUUCUUCGUUCGAGAAUAACCUGAUGGAACCACAAUUCCAAACAACUAAGUUUGCAAAGACACAUUUCAACAACAGACUUUGGCAUCAGAAUCAGAAAUCAUGAAGCUCGCAAAGACUUUCCUUCUAUCUCUCCUUUCAGUAUUUGUUCUCGGGCAAUGUAAAGGCGCAGGCGUUCGAGCCCUUGCGGAUGGAACUCCCAGUGCGUCCGCCAAGGACGCAGACAAUCGUCGACGCCUCUUCGUGCCAUUCUUCAGCCCCGUAACCAUUAACGAUAUCAUCGAACAAUUCAUUCCAACAUUGAAUGCCCUGAUCCAGUCGACUCUCGCCUCAAACCUGGACAAUGUCAACUUGGGCAUUGACUUCUCGCAGUUCUUGGCUGGUCUGGAUGUCGCCGUGAACUGCACAGCGGAUGGAACGGUCCAGUACAACCUGGGUUCUCUCACUGGCUUGGGGAGCUUCCAAAUUGAAUCCCUUGAACUGGUUCCAGGAACAGAAUCGUUGGAGCUGUCUUUCAUGGGCCUCAGUGGCGCCUCCUGGUCUGGUACUUGGAACAUCAAGGGGGUAUUCGGCGAAGCAAUUGGAGCAGUCUCAGAGGUUGUACUAUCGGCGGACGCGUGUGGAUUGCCACUGCAGGAAACAGCAAAAGGCAUGACAUCGGUGGCAAAUCCAGGUAUCGACAUUCGAGUCUCCAUGAACGGAUCAAGCCCGAAUCUGUGGUCCUUGGCUUCAUCGUUUAUUGAGUCCAUUUCAGUGGACAGUGCGAACCUCUUUUUCGACUCAAUUGUUGCAAAUAUAGAUGGAUUGUUCGGAAAUGGUCUCGAGCUUGACUUGUCAACAAUUUUUGACGGCCUCCUCUCUGAUGUCCUCCUCAACCAACUGCUCCCGCUACUUGUCAACCUUCUCCAAAGCGUCUUGAGUGGCGGACUCAAUCUCAACUAAAGCAAACAACCAUGCGAAGAGUAUGCAUUCAUCUUCUUCAUAAAUAAGUUCAUAUCAUACUGAUACAAAUAGAAUAGCCUACAUGUACUCGCUAAGCUUCCACCACAGAUUCAGCUGCU
Messenger RNA from Seminavis robusta, 1078 nucleotides. NCBI's taxonomy places the organism in Eukaryota, Bacillariophyta, Bacillariophyceae, Naviculales, Naviculaceae. The record is from the annotation of a GenBank genome assembly.